CGUGGGUAGUUCGAAAGGUGCGUUGGAUUUAAGCAUGGAACCUGUCAGUGAGUUUCACCAACUAAACCUCGACCAAAGAAUCUUGAAGGCUAUUUCUGAUAUGAAAUGGGUAAAACCCACUGAUAUUCAACAAGUCGUUAUACCAUUGGUUUUCGCCAAAAAAUGUAUUGUAGUACAUGCUAAAACGGGGUCUGGUAAGACUGCUGCGUUUGCGAUACCAAUUUUGAAUGAUCUGUUGCAAGAAAAACAGCUUGCUUCAUGUCAAUCUACUUCAGUGAUUGUCCUUACGCCAACAAAAGAGUUAUGUUCACAAGUUGCCAGUAAUAUCAAGUGUCUUUGCAAAUAUGCUGCUAAAAGUAUUUCGUCAGUUGAUAUAUCUACUGGUCAUGACAUUGAUCAAAUAAAGUAAAUCAAUUCAUAAAAACGUGUUCGUAUAGGCCUCUUAUAUUGGAAAACCCAGAUAUAAUAAUAGGAACGCCUUCUAGACUUAUGAAAGUCUUACGUUCUGGAAUUUUAUCACUUAAACAUCUGAGUUGUAUUGUCGUAGAUGAAGCUGACCUUAUAUUCACAUUUGGUCAUGAAGCUGAGAUUCGUGAUCUAAGAUCCUAUCUUCCUUCAAAGAUCCAAGCCAUUUUAAUGUCCGCUACUCUGGAUGACACAUCCAAAGUUAUAAGACGGUAUUUGGUAAAAAAUGCUGAUUGGGUACGUGUAGAGUUGCCUGAUGAAGCUUUCCUACCAGGAGACAGCCAGCUUACACAAUAUAUUAUCAGUGCUGAAGAUGAGGAUAAAUAUGCCAUUUUAAUUGCUUUAUUCAAAUUGAAGAUAGUUCGUGGGAAAACAUUGAUUUUCACUAACUCUGUUGACCGAUGUUACAAGCUCCGUUUAUUUUUGGAAGAAUUUGGAAUCAGAGCAGCAUUGUUAAAUUCUGAACUACCAGUCAAGUCACGUUCUCAUGUUAUCGACCAAUUCAAUAGAGGAUUAUACGACUAUUUAUUGGCAACUGAUGAGUCACAAGCAGAUCAUAAUGUUCCGAAUAAUGAAGCGGAUAAGAAGUCAUUUAAAAAUAGAUCACGACGUCGUGAUACGGAAUAUGGUGUAUCUAGAGGCAUUGAUUUUCAAAUGGUCAGUAAUGUGAUCAAUUUCGACUUUCCACCAACACCUAUCCUUUAUGUGCAUCGUGUUGGACGAACAGCUCGGGCUGAACAAAUGGGCACUGCUAUUUCAUUUGUUAGUAAAUCAGAAGAAAGUCGUUUGGCUGAUGUUGAAGCGUUGCUGAAUCCGGCAGGUGCGGCGGCGGCAGCAGCAGCAGCUGCCGCGGCUUCAACAGCAGUGAAAUCAGAUGAAACCAAUGAAAAAAAAGGCGUUGCUUCAUCUAUCUUCAGACCUUAUCAAUUUCGUCUUUCAGAAGUGGAUGGUUUCAGAUAUAGAGCAGCUGAUGUUGUACGUCAAAUAACUCGUAAAGUCAUUAGAGAAGCACGUUUGAAAGAAAUCAAAAUUGAACUACUCAAUUCAGAACGAUUGAAAGGUUAUUUUCAAGAUCAUAUACCUGAUUUACAAGCACUACGUCAUGAUAAACCACUUAAACAUGUUGCUCAACCACAUUUGAAAGAUGUACCAGAUUAUUUAGUUCCUCAAUCGUUAAAAGCACUUAUGCCAAAUAGUUGUCAUAAUCGUAAAGCUAGUCAAAGAUGGAAACGAAGAAAUUUACACACAGAUAAUCAUCAAUCGAAUACUACAUCAGGUGAUUUGAAAAAGUCAUUACAACUUAAACAUAAACAAGCUAAAAAACGUAAAUCACAAAAUCCAUUAUUUUCAUUUGGACGAAAAAAAUCGAAAGUUGGCUAAUAUACAAUAGACAAUAUUGAAUGAUAUUUCCCACUUGUUUAUUCAAUGAACAGAAAAUGAAAAAAAAAACAAGACUUGUU
Molecule: messenger RNA, 1925 nt
Organism: Schistosoma turkestanicum
Lineage: Eukaryota; Metazoa; Platyhelminthes; Trematoda; Strigeidida; Schistosomatidae
Source: the annotation of a GenBank genome assembly